Messenger RNA from Micropterus salmoides (largemouth bass), 942 nucleotides. RefSeq lists its product as uncharacterized. NCBI's taxonomy places the organism in Eukaryota, Metazoa, Chordata, Actinopteri, Centrarchiformes, Centrarchidae. The record is from RefSeq and is a predicted model, not a curated record. Gene Ontology annotation, biological process: response to bacterium. The coding region runs from base 60 to 923 and encodes 287 amino acids. The transcript is spliced from 4 exons.
CAUCUCACCUCCUUCACUCACUGAAACUGUUAAGUUUCUUAACAAGAGACAAUGUCAAGAUGAUCCUGUUAUGGGUUACACUGUUUGUUCUUCAUCAAGGUUAUACAUUGGUUCCAGUGACCACUGUUCAACUCGGUGACUCUGCGACCUUCACGUGUGUUUUGCCUAAUGAAGAGCUGAGCAGUAGAAAACUCCACUGGUACAAGCAGCGUGCCGGGGAUACUCUGAAAUUAAUUAUGACACUGUGGAAAUCUGCAAAACCUGAGUAUGCACCAGAGUUUUCUGAAUCAAGAUUAAAGGUAAAUACUGAUAAGAAUAUUAGCAACCUGACCAUUUUGAGGACAAUUCAAGAGGAUGAGGGAAUGUAUCACUGUGCAGUAACAGCCUGGAUUAAUCCUGAAUGGAGUGGAACAUAUCUGUUAGUAAAAGGAAACACUCAGAGGACAUCAAACUAUACUGUCAUUAAGGGGACAACAGUAUCUGAUCCAUACCGUCCAGGAGAAUUGAUGAAUCUCCAGUGUUUAGUCCUCUCUGACUCUGACAAUAAGACGUGUCCAGGAGAUCACAGUGUGUACUGGUUCAGAGCCGGAUCAGAUAAAUCUCAUCCAGACAUCAUCUACACUGAUGGAAAUGGACAUGAUGAAUGUGACAAGAGAUCUGACUCUCAGAAAAGCUGUGUUUAUCGCUUCUCUAAGAACGUCAGCUCCUCUGAUGCUGGAACUUACUACUGUGCUGUGGCCACAUGUGGAGAGAUAUUUUUGGGAGAUGGCACUAAAGUGGAAAUUGUGCAAACAGCACAUUCAGUAUUCAUUGCAAUGGCGAUAUUAAUUGUCUGCUUGGUCAUUUCUGCUGUUGGAAAUGUUGUCCUCAUCUGCAAACAAAAAGUACAUCAACAAUGUGAAGGUAAGUGUUGUGAACAAUGAAAAAGUUCCGUGGUUACAU